Molecule: messenger RNA, 962 nt
Organism: Salvia miltiorrhiza (redroot sage)
Lineage: Eukaryota; Viridiplantae; Streptophyta; Magnoliopsida; Lamiales; Lamiaceae
Exons: 3
Coding region: 1-825 (274 amino acids)
Source: RefSeq, a predicted model, not a curated record
AUGAUUUUGACCUCCGGCGCCUACGUGGCUCGGCUCUCUCUCUCUCUCUUCCCCAACCACACUCAUCUCUCUCUCUCUCUCGGCUCCUACGUGGAUCGUUCUUCUUCUUCCCCAAACACACUCAUCUCUCUCUCUCGGUCCCUCUGUCCGCGGCCGCCGCUGCCGGCGAGCGGCGCGGCUGCUCCAUCUCUCUCCUUCCCUGAACUCUCCUCUCUCACCCUCUCGCCUCUAUCCCUCUCGCUCACUCUGCCGGAAACAGGACAGCAGACACCACUAACGCGGUGCGCCGCCGCCUGUUCCUCCUCUCCGGCCACACGGCCGCCGUCUCCUACUCCCUCCUCUUCUCUCAUUCCCUCUGUCACACUCUCACACGCGCACGGACAUGGCGUAAGCCGCGCCGCCGCCCGAAAUCGAUCGGAGACGACGACAGGUUCACCGCCGCCGCUCCAUUCUCUCUCCACCACGCACCACCUUCCCCCACCUUCGCAAAACCAGAUCCGCCCCCACCAACCAUCUCUGCAGAUCCGCCGCCUCCCAGAUGCAGCAGUGGGGUUUGGGCUCGACUGCUGCUGCUCGAUUUCCGGCGAAUUCCACCACCCCCUCUGCUCUGGCCGAGAGCAGCUCUGGCUCUGCUCUGCCUCCGGCACCCGCACCAGAUCCGGCGCCCCUGCCGCCGCCGCGCCAGUCACCUCCACCCCUCGCAGAUCCGCCGCCCCAAAUCCCGAUCUGAAAAUUGGAAAUUCAAACAGGACGACGUCGUUUCACGAGUAUAGGACGACGUCGUUUCUUCACAUCGUCGCCGGUGCCAAGUCAGCUUUCAGGUGACUUAAAUGGUGCCAAGUCAGCAGUCAAAUUGGGGAUUUUCGAAAAUCAUGGAAAAAUUGAUCACGCCCUUAAGUUCAGGGAAAAUUUGAUAAAAAUCAAAGUUCAUGGUAAAUUUGGAAAUUAGGGUAUAGUUCAUG